AGGAAGAAAGUUGUACCCAAGGAGGCUCUAAGGAGAGGGAGGAGGAGGAAGAGGAAAGGGCCGGGUGGUGGCUGGUGUAGGCGGCAGCUGUAGGUUGUUCGGCGGCAUCGGCGAUUCGUUUCCCGGCGGACGAUGGACAGCCAGGGCAGGAAGGUGGUGGUGUGCGACAACGGCACCGGGUUUGUGAAGUGUGGAUAUGCAGGCUCUAACUUUCCAGAACACAUCUUCCCAGCUUUGGUUGGAAGACCUAUUAUCAGAUCAACCACCAAAGUGGGAAACAUUGAAAUCAAGAAUAACAAAAAGAUGGAUCUUAUGGUUGGUGAUGAGGCAAGUGAAUUACGCUCAAUGUUAGAAGUUAACUACCCUAUGGAAAAUGGCAUAGUUCGCAACUGGGAUGACAUGAAACACCUGUGGGACUAUACGUUUGGACCGGAGAAACUUAACAUAGAUACCAGGAACUGUAAAAUCUUACUCACAGAGCCCCCGAUGAACCCAACCAAAAACAGAGAGAAGAUUGUAGAGGUAAUGUUUGAAACUUACCAGUUUUCUGGUGUGUAUGUAGCCAUUCAAGCAGUUCUGACUUUAUAUGCUCAAGGUUUAUUGACUGGAGUAGUAGUGGACUCUGGAGAUGGUGUGACUCACAUUUGCCCAGUUUAUGAAGGCUUUUCUCUCCCUCACCUUACCAGAAGACUGGAUAUUGCUGGGAGAGAUAUUACCAGAUAUCUUAUCAAGCUGCUUCUGUUGCGAGGAUAUGCCUUCAACCAUUCUGCAGAUUUUGAAACGGUUCGCAUGAUUAAAGAAAAAUUGUGUUAUGUGGGGUAUAACAUUGAGCAAGAGCAGAAACUGGCCUUAGAAACCACAGUAUUAGUUGAAUCUUACACACUCCCCGAUGGCCGCAUUAUCAAAGUUGGAGGAGAGAGAUUUGAAGCACCCGAAGCUUUAUUCCAGCCUCACUUGAUUAAUGUUGAGGGAGUGGGCGUUGCUGAAUUGCUUUUUAACACAAUCCAGGCAGCUGACAUUGAUACCAGAUCUGAAUUCUAUAAGCACAUUGUGCUUUCUGGAGGGUCUACUAUGUAUCCUGGGCUGCCAUCACGGUUGGAACGAGAACUAAAACAGCUUUACUUAGAACGAGUUUUAAAAGGAGAUGUGGAAAAACUUUCUAAAUUUAAGAUCCGCAUCGAAGACCCGCCCCGCAGGAAGCACAUGGUGUUCCUGGGCGGCGCAGUUCUAGCAGAUAUCAUGAAAGACAAAGACAACUUCUGGAUGACCCGACAGGAGUACCAAGAAAAGGGCGUCCGCGUGCUGGAGAAACUCGGCGUGACUGUUCGAUAAACUCCAAAGCGUGUUCCCAUCACACCCCUAACGCUUUCUUUUUUCCUUUAUUGCCAAUCUUUGAACUCACUAAAUUCCAGGACAUGGAAGGAGGGCCUCUCUUUGGCCUUUGACUGGAAAGGUCAGGUUUUAUUCUGGUGUCUUGGGGAAGCUUUGUUAAGUUUUUGUUCAGUGGGUAAAUCUGACUGUUUAAUUCAACCACUUCCUUACAAACACAAGGAGAGGGCAAAGGGUCCUGUCUGCUGCUUUGUUUCUUCCUGUAGGCAUUUAGAUCAUUCCUGUAGGCUUCCUAUUUUCACUUUACUGCUCUAAUGCUGCUAGUUUUAGCACACUAGGUGGUAUGCCUUUAUUAGCAUAAGAAAAAACUACCAGGAGCUUUUACUAGUUAUUGGGGUGGGGGUGGUGAGGGAUGGGUGGGCAGCUGCUGAACCCUUUAUGGCAUUUCCUCUGUAGUGUGGCGCUUUCAACAGUUCUUGGUACCGUCUUAAGUACCUUAAAGCUCUAGUAUUAACAUUUGAGAGAAAUAUUAGGCUCAGAACUAAAGUGUUUUGUGUGGAUUUUUGUGUAGGGGUGAGGGGAUGUUGUCUUUUGAUUUUUUUAUUUUUGAGCUUUGUUGCUCAAAUAAUGAACCUUAUUUACAGUACUUUGAUUUGGCAGGUUUUCUUUUACUUUUGGUCUGCCUGGAACUGUUUCUCUAUGGUACAAAAAACCAGGAUAGUAUCCCAUUACCAUGUGGCUUAGGGAUUUGAUUUUUUAGCAUCAACCAUGUUAUCUGGAACUAGACUCCCUAAAAUCUAUCAAUGGAAAAGUAACAUUUUAAAAAUACUGUUGGCGAUUUAAAUUACAGAUUUAAAAAGUCCUUAAGAGCGGGUGUUUUCUAAGUGCUUCUUCUGCUUAUACCAGAAGCAUUAAGGUAACCCAGUGCCAAGUACCAUACUUGCAAAAAAAUUAUUCUUUUAGUAAGUAACUGACCAGUGCUUAUUUAAUAAAAACAAGUAGAUACAUAUAAACAACUACUGGCAGUAGGUUAUAAUUGUGGGAUAAAAAAUAACAUUGAAAUGUGGGACUUGUUGCCAGUUGGGUGAUUUUCUGUUUGGUUUGAUUUGAAACCUGGAAGUGGAGUAAAAUUUGAGUAUGUAAAAUGUUGGCCAGGAAAAAGAAAAUCAAGAUUUAAAUUUGUAUCUGUACUGAAAAAUUAAUCAUAAUGACUAAAUCUCAGCCAUCCUAUGUUACACUUGAAAGAAAGAGAUUUGGUAAUUUUUAAAUGUUAGCAAACUUCCCUGCCUAUUUCAGAAAAUCAUAUUUAUGAAUCCUGUCAGAAUUUCUUGGUAUCUGAAAAAAAUAUCAAAUAGUACUCAGGCCUGAAUUCUUUCUAAAUUCGAAAAAUAAAGUAAUAAAUUGUAUUGCACUAAGUACAAAAUGCAGAUUCUGAAAAAAAUGUUUUUGUUUUUUCAUUUCAAGAAGAUUUUUAUUAAUGAAAAAAGAGCUUUGCUUUGAAAGGAGAAGCUUUUUUAAAAAUUUUUUUUGGAUAACAAAUUGGAGAAAUUAUUGGCUUCAGAAAGUCUCUUGUGAGAAAACUGAAAAAGUCAAUUUAUUUUAGUUUUCAUUAUGCAGCUUCUGUUAAUAUUAAGUAUUUUUUCUCUGUUUUACCUCAAUUUGAACAAAUAAAAGAAGUUUGCCUGCAUGCUGGACAUGCUUCAGUACAUGUGAAUAGCCUAUGAAUAACAUCUACUAGAUUUUAGGAACCUGGAUGUCAAGAGUACUUUGGAAUUCUAAAGUGUUCCUGAAUCAUGUUCUUAGAAAUCCCCCCAGCGUUUUGAGUACUGGACUGUCUAAAGGACACAAAUAUAGGACCAGUACCAACUAAGCUGUUCAUUUCAGGUAAAUGGAUUGACUCUUGGCCCUUGGCCAUGACUUUAUAAUACGGGGGCAGAAAACAACAAAAAAUGGGAUGGGCUCUUAAAUAAAACAGUGGAAGAGCAUUUAUCAUCUGUCCCUUGAAUGUAGAAUCUGGUUUUAAUUUCAUAAUCUGCUAGCAAACAUGACAUUAAAAUGGUAUAUUAAUAUAUAUAGUAUAAUUUUAAAUUUUCAUUUUAUAAUUUUCCUAUUCCAAGAUGAAAUAAUGCAUUUAGUAGUUUGGGGGGUGGGUGGGGGCGGGGGUUAUGUUUAAUUGGAAUUGUCUGGUAUGAGUUUCUCAAAUUUUUUCUAUUUUAAAAGAGAUCUGAUUUUUAGCUCUUAAACCAUUGUCAUUUAAAUUUCCAAAAAUGAUUAAAAUUAUUUUAAAAUUAGAGUUACCAAUACCUUGACCCUAUAUUUAAAUCUUUUUCUUUAAAAUGUGGUAUUGGACGUUAACUUUUACACAGUUCUGAGCCCUGUUAACAGUAUCAGGCAAGUAUUUUGAGAGCUCAGUGGCGAGUUAAACAUUCUGAACUUAACAUGACUACACUUUUUGAUUCAGAAAAU
Messenger RNA from Pteronotus mesoamericanus, 3795 nucleotides. It is a transcript of the gene ACTR2, whose product is annotated as actin related protein 2. Gene Ontology annotation, molecular function: actin filament binding. Gene Ontology annotation, cellular component: Arp2/3 protein complex; actin cortical patch. Gene Ontology annotation, biological process: Arp2/3 complex-mediated actin nucleation. NCBI's taxonomy places the organism in Eukaryota, Metazoa, Chordata, Mammalia, Chiroptera, Mormoopidae. The coding region runs from base 133 to 1332 and encodes 399 amino acids. The transcript is spliced from 10 exons. The record is from RefSeq and is a predicted model, not a curated record.